UAUUUGGUUUUUUUUUCCCAUUUCCCUUUGUUCCUUUUGCAACUCCUUUUCACUUUUUUUACAAUGAAUAGGAAUCACGGCGAUCUUGAUGCUCUGGUUGACUAUUAUACCACCUAUAUACUGUCAUACAGCAAACAAACAAGAUUGAUUACGCUCGGAUGUGUUACCGCCUGUGUGUUGCUAUGUCGUGUUAUUUACAAUAUCAAUCGACCACCACCCCAGCUGAGGCAUCUUCCAUACAUCUCUUAUUUCGAUCUUAUCAAGUCCAUCCUCAUGGGUGAAUCCGUGUUCGAACUUCGGCAAAGAAAGGUGCUUCCCAUCAUCGACAAAGCCAACGGGCUUUACCUCCAACCCAUGCGCUCAGGAUGGACACUGUUCAGUACGAACCCAGGAGCCAAUAAAGCGAUAUUGACGCAGCCAGACCGUAUUCAGAAAAAGCAAGGGUUAUUCGGGUCAAAGUUCUCGCUUGUGGGUCGAUGGCUCGGGGGCAAUAACCUAGCCACCCUCGAAGGAGAGCAUUGGAGACGUCACCGAAGGGUUGCGAAUCCGGCGUUUCAUCGGACCAUGCCAAUCAAGCUCUUUGGUCAAUUGGCAGAGAAAAUGUUUUUGGCUAUCGAUACUGCAGAGCCCAUUGAAGUAACGGAGAUCACGUCGAGAGUGACCUUGGACGCCAUUGGCAUUGCUGGUUUUGGUUUUGACUUCCGAGCCAUUACGGAUGCUGAUAACGAAUGGGUCACGGCCUACAAAGAAAUCAAAAUGAAUAUUGUUCACCCUUUCUUUGGCGUCUUUCAGUCCUUUGAUCACCCCCGAUGGUUUUGGCUUUUCCGCAAACGUGCCGUCGUCCACCAACACAUGACCAAACUGCUCACGCUCCUGGACGGCAUGGUCCAGCAAAAGCGUAAAUUUAUCAGCCACAUGACCGACGAUGAUGAAAAGGACUUGUUGACAUUGAUGAUUGAAGCGGAAAAGAAUGGCGAAGGGUAUCUCUCGGACGAAGAGUUGCGCACAACCAUUUGCGGCUUCUUCCUUGCAGGUCACGAUACAACGGCCAAUACAUUGGCAGCAAUUAUCUACCGCUUGGCGGUCAAUCAGGAUGCUCAACGAAAAGCCCGAGCGGAAGUGGAGGAAAUUCUUGGAUCCGCGCCUGAAAAUGUGAUACCCAACGUUGACCAACUCAAACAGUUGAAAUAUACCCUCAAUGUUAUCAAAGAGGCUUUGCGCAUGCAUCCGCCUAUUUUUACCUCGCUUUCACGUCGUCUCAUGGAGGAUACCGUAUUGGCGGGCCAUGUCAUCCCCAAAAACACGCUUGUUCAAGCCGACAUUAUCACGACCCAACGCAAUCCUCAGUAUUGGGAUGACCCCGAGGCUUUUGAGCCUGAUCGGUUCCAAGUGAGCGAAAGUACCAAGAAUGCCGAAGCUCAAGGCUUGGUGUGGUCGCCGUUUGGUUAUGGCAGCCAUCAGUGUAUCGGUAUGAACUUUAGCUUGAUGGAACAGCGGGUGAUUCUGGCCAUGUUGUUGCGAAAAUAUGAAUGGACACUACCUCCCAAUACCAUGCAUAAAACCGAUCUGCGAACAUUCGGAUAUGGCAUUGCGCAUCCCAAGAAUGUAUAUAUCCAAUUCAAAGCGCGUUACUAGAUCACGUCCAUCGAACAAACCGGCAAAAUUUUUUUGCUGAUGAUUUUACCCUCUUUUACUUUUUCUUUCGUUGCUAUCCCCUUUCCAAGCCAUUCCUUGUCUCUCAAUAAAGUGUGUAAUAGAUGUCUUCGACUACG
Messenger RNA from Radiomyces spectabilis, 1772 nucleotides. Its product is annotated as cytochrome P450. The record is from RefSeq and is a predicted model, not a curated record. Lineage: Eukaryota; Fungi; Mucoromycota; Mucoromycetes; Mucorales; Radiomycetaceae. The transcript has 10 exons. The coding region runs from base 64 to 1635 and encodes 523 amino acids. Gene Ontology annotation, molecular function: oxidoreductase activity, acting on paired donors, with incorporation or reduction of molecular oxygen; monooxygenase activity; heme binding.